This is a messenger RNA of Stegodyphus dumicola, 10439 nucleotides long. It is a transcript of the gene Vps13D, whose product is annotated as vacuolar protein sorting 13D. Gene Ontology annotation, molecular function: protein binding. The record is from RefSeq and is a predicted model, not a curated record. Lineage: Eukaryota; Metazoa; Arthropoda; Arachnida; Araneae; Eresidae. Gene Ontology annotation, biological process: protein targeting to vacuole; mitochondrion organization; protein retention in Golgi apparatus.
GACGUAGUGUUGCUGAACUGCAAGUAACAGGGGUGAAGACUACUUUCUCAAAGCAUCCUCAUGACAUAUCUCUGACAUUAUGUGUUCAUAGCCUUCUCCUUGUUGAUGCUUUACAGACAUAUGGUCCAGAUUUUGAAUUAUUAUUAGCUUCCCAUAAGCAUCUGAGUAUGGAUAGCGUCAGUGGCAGUCUGCGGGACAGUGAUCCUAGUUCACCAACAUCUCCGGGCAGUCCAAGUCCUUUAAGUUCCCAAGUUCGGAUGUCAGUUCCAACACCUCCUGCUGCUAUAUCAGCAGCUUUACAUACACUUCAGAAAUCAUCCAAAAAAUCUAUUGAAACUAGGAGAAGAUGGUCAUCUUCAUUGCAUGUUCCCAAGACUGAACACUAUGCUUCUGAUGCAUUGAUUAUAAUUGAAUAUAACUGGAUUGAAACACCCUCUUCUGCAGCUGGACCUUCUGAAAUUAUGCAAAUUGCAAAUGUUCAGUUCAACAAUUUAGAUGUUAUUGCUAAUCAAGAAACUAUAGUGGAACUUGUUGACUUUGUGAAACGAAUUGCCCUGCAGAGAAGCAGUAAAUCUGUAAAAAAAAAAUUAUCACCUGUUGAGGAAUUAAACAAGUUUGUAAAUGAAAAAGAGGUUUCUUCUUAUAAACACAUAUCCAGGACUGAAGUAACGUUUGAUUUUCAUCGUUUGAAUAUUUUACUUCUGCGAGCUCUGAGUCAAAAGCAAAAUACUUUAGGCCAAAAAGUUGCAACUGCAACUGUAACUGGAGCUCGAAUUCAAGCCACUAUAGGAAAUGUUAUUGAAAUUCAAGGCAGUCUUGGUGGACUUCAAGUUCUUGAUUUAAUCACCGAGAAUACAAAGCAUCAGAAAAUUGUCAGCAUAGGUUAUGACCCAUUAAUUGAAGAGCAUAUUGAUUUAUUAAGCCGACUUCAAGAAGAUAUGUACAAACCAUUAACACAUUCUGCUAUCUUAGAACCAAUGUAUGCUUUAACAUUUAAAAUAACAAGAAGUGAUAAAACUGUAUCUCCAUGUGUCUCUGAAAAUUAUAAUUCAUCAUUUUAUGAUGAAGAACAACUUAAGCAGCAAGGUUAUCUUGACAUUAACUUGCGUAUGGCAUCUUUGUGUUAUACUCACUCACCACGGCUGUUAUAUGAGCUAUCCUCAUGUGCUACAGAAUUUAAAGCUUAUAUGAGCUCUUUAGCAAGUUCAAUCAAGACUGCUGCUACUGAAGUGGCUAUUGGUAUUGUAUCAAAAAGAACUGGAUCUAUUAGUGCUUCAAUACAUGGCAACCAGCCUGAACUUGGGCCCUUCAGGUCUCGUUUUGAAAGUAUUGAUGAACUGACAGAUGGAGAUAAUGUUUUACAUGUAGAAGAUUUGGAGGAUGUAUCUGUAGACAUGCAGUUAGAUAUUUUAUUGCAGACACCAAUUGUAGCAUUCCCAUCAUCACCUCAAAGUGCAGAUGUUCUUAUCGCUCAUUUAGGACGCAUUGCAGUGCAGAAAGGAGCACCAGGAAUUUUGAACCCUGAUCAGUUUUCUCUCAAAUUUCAAGAUUUCAAUGUGUCUGAUAUUGUACUGAUUGAAAUACGAGAUAUGAAUAUGCAUUUUGUCAAUGUGGAAAAAAGUGCUCAAAGUUUUUCCACUGCAUUAAAUUCUUCUGAUAUUGCUAUGAUACCAAAUUUACAUCUGAAAGAUCUGUAUGCCAGUGAAGAUAAAAAUCAACUUAUUGUUCAUGAUACUGUUGUCGAAAUUAUUGUUGGUUCAGAUAAAAUAGAUAUGGCAUCUGAAGUUCCUUUUUCUAUUUCUCAGGGAAAAUCUAGCAUUUUGUAUGAACAGGAUAAAAAAAUUAAUCAGAUUGAGGUUAAAGGAUGUGUAGUCAAUCCUUUAAAAGUUGUUCUAACUAAGCAUCAAUUUCAGCAGAUGAUUAAAGUUAUUGAAAAUUUAACAUACUGUAAAGAUUCCUCAUCAUUGGAGAAUUUUGAAUGUCUCUCUCCUAGAACUGAAUCUUAUGUUGCUGAAGAGUUAUCUUCAGAGAGUGAGAAACAAAAAUUAUCUCAUACUAGUACAGCUACAUUAGAUAAAACAAUUAAAGUAUCAUUCGAAUUACCUGAUCUAAUCGCUGAAUUGCGAGGAGAUUUGUCCGACAGAGAAGAAGGCAUUGUAAGUUUGAAAUUCCAAGAAUUUAUUUUAGAAUAUUACAUGGAUAAGAUGUAUGAAGCUACAUUGUUAGUUACUCUUCAAACCCUCUUGAUGGAAGAUUUGAGGAACAUGGAUGUAUCUCACCAUUGCUAUCUCAUGAGUUCAGUCAAUCAGAGCAAAAUAGCUUCAUAUUCCAAGCCACCCAAAUCUCAAUAUAUAUCUGUUUCAUGUCCAAGUUUGUCUGAUGCGAACUCUGCAUUUUAUAGCACAUCUUCAAUGUCUUUACCAGAUAAAUUAUAUACACAGAAUAUGUUCUCUCUUCAGAGUUCAUCUCGAAAGGUUUUGAUUGGUAACACUCAUCAAAGAUCUAUAUCUAAAAGUGAAGAUAGUUAUCCAAGUACUCCUCCCCCAUCCCCUACUAUAUCCAAAGAACUUCAGCCACAGCUUUCUCAUGAAGCUUUGGUGUUUAUCAAUAUAACUUUCAUAGAUAAAAAGUCACCACAAUUUGCCACAAAAUAUAAAAAAACAAAUCGUUUCAUUGAUAUAGAUUUCAAUUGUUUAGAUAUCGUUCUAAAUUUGCAGACGUGGGUGAUGUUAUUGGAUUUUUUUAAUUCAAAUAGUGAUGCUGAGCAAGAAGUAAGUGAAAAAAGCUACAUAUCUUUUAAAAAUAGUAGCUUUGCUUCAAAAAAAAAUGAGCAUAGCUUAGAAGAGGUUACAAAUUCUGAAAUUCAAUUGAAAGUCAAGAGCUUAACAGUUAUUCUUAAUAAACCAGAAUAUAAAUUAGCAAGUGUCAAUGUUUCAAAUUUUAUAUCAGAUAUGUCAUUACGUGAACAUACAUAUAUUAUCAAAGGCACACUUGGUAGCAUAUCAUUGAGUGAUUUAUCCCCACAUGGCUAUUUGUAUCCAGAAAAAUUUGUAACAACUGGCAGUGAGGCAUUGCAUUUUCAUAUCUUUAAAUAUAGUAGUCUGAUUUCAUCAUGGCAAACUGAUUAUGAUAUAAGUAUUAAAUGUCAAAUGAGCUCAGUACAAUAUGUUCAUACACAACGUUUUCUUACAGAAGUGACUGCCUUUUUUCGCCAUUUUAACGAAAUGCAAGAGCUUAUCAGAAAAAUCAGACUUGCUGCCUCUGGUACAGUUGUAAGUACAGAAGCUGUCAGAGGAUCGCGCAUCUUGCUAGACAUUUCCGCUGGUUCUCCUGUUAUUGUAAUUCCACAGAGUUCCUCACUGAAUGAUGUCCUUGUAGCUGAUUUAGGACAAAUUACUGUCCGGAAUAUGUUUCUUCCUGCUGGUAGUAAGGGCACUAUUAAAUGUUCCAAAAUAACCUCUGACAUGCAUUCUGUUGACAAUCAAAAUAGUUUUGACACUUUGGAAUCAAAGCUGGACUCCUGUGAUAGUCAUAAAGUAAGAAGACCAUCACCAGAGGAUUAUGAAUGCCUUUUGGAUGUAAUCAAUGUAGAAUUAACAGAUAUGGAUUUAUAUUCUGCCAUUCGCAUAAAGCAAGAUAAGAAGAAUAAACACAGAAGAAAUACUACAAUUUCACCUUCUGAAAAAUAUUUGGUAUUUCCCUCUUUUAUUAUAAAAAAACAAGGAAAUGAUUUGCUUCAAGAAAAGUUUAUGCUUAAAGUGCAAGUUGAGAGAAACUUGGAUUCAGCUAUUAGUCACUCAGCUCCUGACUGGGCAAUAGAGGGAGUUGUUUCAUCAGUCUAUGUUACUUUAGAUAAAAAACAAUAUAAAUUAAUAUUUGGGAUUCUUAACCAGAAUUUGGGAGAACCUUUAGAGGAGUUCUCAUAUGAUCCAUGUUCUGAAAGCGAGCAGUUUGUUUUAAUGGAUACAGAGGAUAAAACAUGGACGACAAUGGCGAUUCAUAUGGAUUUAGUAAAUGUCUCAUUGGAACUUUUAAGAAAUGAUGGCAUAGUUAACAAACCUAGUGAGUGCUCAUUGGCUAAGUUUGAUUUUAUUAAGUCACGAUUGUCAUAUGAAGCUUUCUCUGAUAACAGUCGAGAUAUCGAUUUAGUCUCCAAUAUGGUCCAGGUAUCCGAUAUUCGUUUUAAAGAUGCUCCAGUAAAUAACCGCCCUAAUGUGUUUACGAAAAUUUUGCAACCCAUUAAGAAGAAAGAAAACAGUGGUUCUACUUUGCAAGCUGAAGUUCAUUAUCGGAUCACUCGUGAAUUUACACGUUUUACUGUUCUGCUUAAUAACAUGAGAAUUAUGGGAGUUUUUGACUUUCUUCAGUCAGUUUUGAAAUUUUUAACUGUUUCAAACUAUGAAUCUCAGGCAGAUUCUCCAGAAUCACUUCAGAAAUCAGUUAAGAACAAGUAUCCUGUGAAGACUACAAUAAAUUUUGAGAUUAAAGUAAAUGUAACUGAUACUGAAUUUGUUGUUGUGGAAGAUACAUCUUUAUGGGACAGUAAUGCGGUAAUUGCAAAAUCGACAGCUGUCAUUACGUGGAAGCCUGAUUAUGCUGAAAAACCACUUUCUUGUAGUUUACAAAGCCUUGAAGUUUUCUCUUGUAUUUUAGGAGUAGAGGAAGACACAGCUCUUUCAAUAAUUGAUCCAUUGACAGUAAGCAUUGAAAUAGUGAAAAAAACCAAUUCUCCAAUUAUUAGACUAGAAUCUUCUGAUGUACAUCAUAUAUUAGAAAUAUCAACCAUGAAUUUAAAUCUCCGUCUGUCUUAUUAUGAUAUAACAAUGUUUUUGAAAAUCUUUGAAUCUAUUAAACGUCAAACAGCCUUUCAUACCAAGUCAAGUGUAACAUCUACAUCGAAAGAUGAAAACCAGUUUAAUUCUUUUGACGUCAGCCGUUUAGCAAAUCUUGGAUUCUCAGCUGAAGAUUGUCAAAAAGCAUUAAGUGCUUGCAGAGGCAAUUUAGAUGCUGCUGCAUUGUGGCUUACUGAACAUGCUUGCCCACAUUUAGACUUAGCAAAUGAUGGGGCUAUUAGUCCUGCUGAAUAUCUUGCUACAGAACCCAAUACUGUUCAGGGUAUAAAUGUGACUACUGCAGAAAUUCGUAUUAAUUCAUGUAGCUUGUGCAUCAUUGAUGACUGUCGAGAUGCAGAUGUUCCUGUGAUAGAACUAAACUUAUCAGAUGUAGUUUUUGUACACAAGUUUCUUUCUUGCCCUGAAGGCAAUGGGAAUUUUGGCUUUAGUGCAGAUUAUUAUAAUCGUGCAUUAUCUGGGUGGGAGCCAGUAGUAGAACCGUGGAAGUGUGGUGUGAAAUGGAGACUACAACCCAAUCAAUCUAAACCUGGCAAGAGAGUGAUGUGUACCAUUUCUUCUGAAGAUGCAAUUAACUUGAAUGUGACAUCCUCCCUUAUUGAACUUUAUAGAACUGUUAAAAAGAACUGGACAGAAGAUUAUUUCAACAUGAAUACUAGAAAUAAAGAAGUAACAGCCGAACUGCAUAGUCCUGGUUGUUAUCGACGGAGAUUGCCAUUUGUGCCAUUUGCUUUAAAAAAUAACACAGGGUGCAAAUUAUGGUUUGCGACUCAAAUUACAGCUGCCCACCAGCAGUCUCUUGACUUUCAAAAUCAAACAGCACCUACCCAAAACAGCAAAUUUGCAUUAAACUGGACAGAAGUACCUUCUGGUCAUCUGCUUCCUGUUCCAUUUGAAAGCAGAUCAAAAAUGCGGCACAAGGAUUCCCAUGCUAUGAAAAUACACCAAAUCAUAGUUAGGAUUGAUGGUUGGCUUCCUGUAUCUCCAGUAUCUGUUGAUAGAGUGGGAACAUAUUUUAGACAUGCCAAUCCUCAAAUAAGUCAUUCAGCUUCAAUAUAUACUGAAAAACCACCAGCUAGAAUUGUGUUUGUGGUGACUCUUGAAGGGAGUGCCCGGAAGCUGAUUACUGUGCAGUCUUCUCUUCUUGUUGAAAAUAAAUUAGGAGACACAAUUGAAAUGAAACUGGAAAAUUCAGGAAUACAGUAUGGUAUCCAAAGUUUGUCACUAUAUGUAAUACCUGAACAGAUUUUGCCAAUACCAUUACCUUUUGUACAUGCUCAAAUUUGGGCUCGACCAGUGGACAAGUCUGUUACCUUUUGUAAUUAUAGUAUUGUAUGGAAUAAUGUUACCAAACCUGGGGAUAUUAAAGGUUCUUUAAAACAAUGCAGUUCUGUUUUGAAGUCCUCAGAUUUCUAUAGGUAUUUAGUCUUAGUAAAAAGAAGGAGAUUCCCAGUUGAAAAGGAGUCAAGUUCACCUCUUCCAAUUGUACAGCCAGCUCAUAAAAUAAUUUUUGCCCCAUCUCUGGAAAUUGUCAAUUUACUGCCAUAUGAACUUCAUUAUACAUUCAGUACAUUCAAAAAUACAAGUAUUUUAGGUUAUAUUAAAUCAGGUAAAGAAAAAUCUCUGCCUAAUAUUGAUAUCAGUGAACAAUUUACAAUUAAAUUUUUCUUAGAAAAUUUUAAGCGUUGUAAAGAUGUAACUUUGUCUUCUACAUCACGACAUUUCCCAUCUCGCAUUGAAUUAUGUGAUAAUCAAGAUCGCUUACUUGUACUUCAUUUGAAAGUAAGAACAUUGCCUGGUGGAGCUCUGAAGCUUUUCAUUACUGCUCCAUAUUGGCUUGUUAAUAAAUCAGGUCUUCCUUUAGUAUUUAAGCAAGAAGGUACAAGUGUUGAAGCAGCUGGUCAGUUUGAAGAACAUGAGCUGGCUCGUUGCAUGGCUCCACUUCUAUUUUCAUUUGCUGAUCGAGAAGCAAGUGCUAUGUGCAAUAUGCGAGUUGGAAGAUUUCUACAUCCAGAUGGUAUUCCGCAGUGGUGCACAAGAUUUCACAUGGAGAAAGGAAUUAGAGUACGAAGAUUGCAUGUCAUGAGGAAAGAUUCAAGACCAGACCUGGUUUAUAAUAUAGGUAUAGAAGUUCGAGUUGGCAGAGGUCGUUAUGGGGAUACUCAUAUUGUAACAUUGUCUCCUAGGUAUCAGAUUGAUAAUAGAACAUGUCAUAAAUUAGAAUUUUGCCAAUUGUUUGCCACAAAGGAAAAUCGUCAGUUUGUGUUAACUGCUAUGCCAAAAUCUAGUCUACCUUUCCACUGGCCUCGUAUUGAUUUAGAUAAUUUGCUUUGUGUGCGGCAGUGUGAUAUUGAGAAUUGCCACUGGUCAGGUGGUUUUGCAAUUGACAAUAUUAAUUCAUUCCAUAUAAAUAUGAGAGAUGACGAGGGAAAAUCAAACUUCUUAAGGGUUGAGAUAAUUUUACAAAGUGCCACAUUUUUUAUUAUUUUUACUGAUGCAGAUAGACUGCCUCCACCUUUUCGUAUUGACAACCUUUCUGAAGUUGCUAUAACUUACUAUCAAACUAAUGUUGAACAAGAGAGACUUAAGACAUCAAUCAAAGCCCAUUCUUCUAUCCCAUAUGCAUUUGAUGAGCCUACUCUUCCUCCUUAUAUAACUUGUUGUGCUCCAGGAGGUUCAGCUGCAACAUAUAAUAUGAAUGUUUUUAGAGAAGGCAGCCAACUGUUCUAUGAAAAUUUUAUCUAUAUUGCUUUUACUGGAACAUUUCUUGAUGGUGCAGCUGUAUCACCACCACAUCCUUUAAUAGGUAAAGAGUAUGUACUUGAUGUUGCAUAUGGAAAUAAAGUCGUUAUAAAUAAAAGAGAAGCUGGGAAACGUUCUCAGUUGUGGAGAAUGACUAGUGUAGGUAUGUUACAACAUGAAGGAUCCAGCCCUCCUCGGGACCCUCACAAACCAAAUUCAUCAAAUAAUUCACGGACGAUGGUGUUAGAUAUUGCUGCUUUAGGCCCUCAACCAGGAGAAUUCAUUCCCCUUACACUGAGAAAACCAGAUGGGAGAAGACAGCAUACACAAACGUGGAAGUUCACAUCUGAUGGCCGUCUGUGCUGUGGUUACCCAAAUAUGUAUGUGCAGGCAAAAGAUGGCUUCAAAGGAUUAAGGAGAGGAAAUGAGGUAGUUCUAGGCCCAAGCAUGCUUGUUAGUUUUGUUACACUAGAAAACGGCAUUCCUAUAGAACAAGCUAUUUCUCGUCGCAAACUUCGAGGAGGAUCUGGGGUUUUAACAGUUAAAGUGUUUCCUGAUGGACCAACAAGAGUCUUGCAGAUAACUGACAUAAGUAAACAACAAAAUGUUUCAAGAACCUCUAUUGAUACAGACUGGGUUAUGGUGGAUGGAAGUCAUCAAAGCAAAACUAAAAAUGAGGAUCUGUCUUAUUCUGAAUGCAAUAUAAAUCAACAUCUUGAGAAUACUAGUAAUGAUAUUGAAAUACAAAUUUGUUUGCAGUUAUCUGGAGGUUUGGGAUUAUCUUUGGUUAAUCACUUAACUGAGGAACUUGUUUUUAUAUGGUUACAUAAAAUAAUGAUAGAGUAUAGUAAAUUUUCCUUGCUUCAUACUUUCUGUGGAAGCAUAAAAGAUAUACAAAUUGACAAUCAGCUGAGAGAAGCAGAAAAACCAGUCUUGUUGUAUGUUACUCAGCCUAGUAAGUCUGACGAUCAAAGGCAUUUACCAGCCUUGCAUUUUACAAUACAGAAAACAUGUACUCCUGUUAUUAAUGCUGAUAUAUUCAAGCAUUUAAUAAUCACUGUGAAAAAUUUAACUGUAUUACUAGAAGAACGACUUCUUUUAAAAUUAUUGCAAUUUGCUGGAUUUCAUGAAUCAGAAAAUGAAGCAGAAAGGAUGGAUGAAAGUGAAAAUAAUCAAAGUCAGAAAAGUAUAACUGAGACCAUGGCAUAUGAGAAAAGGUAUUACUUUAGUACUUUAAAGCUUUGCUUACAGCAAAUAAAACUAAGUGUUCUUACAAGUAGUUCUUUACCACUUGAUCUGCUUCAAGUUAAGAAAAAAAUGGGGCUCAGAUUAAUAAGGUUUGAAGAUGCCACCAUUGAACUAGAUCCCUUCUUGAGAGUUCAUCCUUUUGAAACAGCUGAAUUUUUAAUUGAUAGCAUUGUAGAACACUACAAAGAGGAACUCAAAAGUCAGGCUGCUAAAAUUCUGGGUGCUGUUGACUUUUUAGGUAAUCCUUUGGGAUUAAUGAAUGAUGUGACUGAUGGAUUUUCAAAACUUAUUCAUGAAGGGAAUGUUGGAGGCCUUUUUAAGAAUGUUACUCAUGGCUUGUCAGAUUCUGCUGCCAAACUUUCUGGAAGUUUAUCUGAUGGUCUAGGUUUAGUGACUAUGGAUGAAAAACAUCAAAAAAUUCGAAAACAAAUUAGGCAGCAAAGUGCAUCCACUGGUAAUGAUCAUCUGAUGGCAGGACUUAAAGGAUUAGGGUUUGGUUUAAUAGGUGGUGUAACUAGUGUCUUCACCCAGACAUAUGAAGGUGCUGUCCAGGAAGGAGUCCAGGGAUUCUUUUCAGGUCUUGGCAAAGGUAUAGUUGGAACUGUAGCAAAACCUGCAGUUGGGUUUUUGGAUUUUGCAUCAGGUGCAGCAAGUGCAGUAAGAGACACUAGCAAAGGGAGUACAUACACAGCAUUGACACGAACCAGGCCUCCACGUAAUUGUGUUGGGCCUGGAGGUUUACUUCCAAGAUAUUCAUUCCAGGAAGCACUGGGCCAGGAUUUCUUAUACAAUCUUAAUAAUAGAGACUAUAGCGAACUAUUUAUAGCAAAGGAGCAAAUACGAUCUGGUUCAGAAGAUCUGCAUGCACUUAUUUCAAGUGAACAAGUAUAUUUCCUUAGUAGUGGUUCUCCUUCAUCAAGUAAUGUGGUACUGACUGUUCCUUUCUCAGAUUUAUUCAAAUGUAGUUACGUAUGCUCCGGUGCUGGAGUAAUUGGAGAAAUAAGACACUAUUUACAACUUACUAUGAAAGCAGACUCAUCUGCUGGUUCCGUAACUGUUCCUAAUGAUUUAACAAGCAGAAGACAUUCCAGAAGUAUGUCAGCUGAACCUCUCUGCAAAAAGCCUCAAGUUCGUUGCGAUUCAGAGGAAGUUGCACGAAAGGUAUGACUUUAAUAAUAAAACAGAAUGUUCACACUUUUUACAUAGCAUCACAAGAAUAUAUAACAUAUAGACAUAAGAAAUAUUAGAAAAUUUGCUGAAAUAAGAUUUAAUGAAGGUUAGUAAUUAUAUAAUAAUUGUUACAGUGUUGCCACGCUACCUGGAAAGCCAGAAAAAGUCAGGGAAUUUGAAAAAUGAUCAGAAAAGUCGGGGAAUUUAAAUAAUUUUCAUAUUUCGGGUAGCUGAUGUAGUUUUCGCUGCUUCAAUUAAAUUGUCUUUUAGAAAGGCAAAGUAAGUUUCCAGCAACUUUGGUUUCCAGUAACCUGAGAAUCGAGAGACUCACAUGUGCAGUGCAUGAUGAACUAAAGAAAAUACCUUCCCAUUCUUGUAUAAACCAAUUGGGUUAACACAUCGAAUCGGUAAAUAUACAUCUACAUGGGA